CGUUAAAAAUCAAACAAUACAUGUUUGCGCAGCCCUACUAUGGAAUAAAUAAAUAUAAAAAUAUUUUAAAAUCAGUUAUUAUUUACUUCUUGACAAUAAUUAAAGAAGAAGUGCACUUGAAAAUAAAAUAAAAAUUCUGCUUUGAUGAUCAUUCUCGCUUCUUCUCUACUCUUUGUCCUCGAAGUUGUUAAUGGCGCCAAGUGUUUCGGAAGCUUAGCCGGGAACAGCAGCUACGCUCAGAAUCGCCGUGAUCUCUUCUCUACUCUUCCUAAUAAAGUCGUCACUAACGGCGGAUUCUACAACUCUUCACUCGGCCAGUAUCCAAACAGAGUAUACGCUCUUGGCUUCUGCGAAAAAUACUAUGAGCAAAAAGCUUGUUUCAACUGUCUCGAAAGCUUGACUGAGGAUACACAAACGAGUUGUGGAGACAUCACGAACUCAUUCGCUUGGAGCAGUGACGAUGAAAGCCGUUAUUGGUGUCUUGUACGUUCCUCAAACCAAUCUUUUGGAAACUUGGAGCUUAUACCUCCUUUAAUAGAGGCAAAUCCAGAUCAUAUUGGGCCAUCUAUAGACAUGACCCUUUUCAUGCAAGAGUGGGAAUCAGCGGUUAAUAGGACCCUCGAGGCUGCCACAGAAGCUAAUACUUCCUCUGUACAUAAGUACUAUAGUGCCAUACAAGCCCAUUUCACAGAGUUUCCGAAUGUUAACAUGGCGAUGCAAUGCACACCCGACAUAACUUCCCAAGAUUGCAAGCAAUGUUUGGGGGACUGUGUGGAGUACUUUAGAGAACAGUUUAGGGGAAGAGCAGGGGGCAUGGCUAGUUUUCCGAGCUGUUUAUUCAGAUGGGAUAACGUUACAAGUAUGCCUGCACUUCCUCGACCUCUGGCUCAAGAAAAGGGGAGCUCUAUACCAGAAAAGAAAGGAAGGUGCAUGGAUAGGGAAAUUAUCACAACAAUUGUGGUUGCGACUUUCGUUAAUCUUUUGGUAUUUGUUGGUUUCUACAAAGUCAAUGCUCAGAGGAGAAAAUUAAACAAGGGAAUAAAUGUUGGUGGUGCAGAAUACUCUGAUUCAGAUGGUCAAUUUAUGUUACCGUAUGAUCUUGGUAUGAUCCUAUCGGCAACGGCUGACUUUUCGCCUGAAAAUAAGCUUGGCCAAGGUGGAUUUGGUACGGUCUAUAAGGGGAUAUUACUAAAUGGGAAAGAGAUAGCAGUAAAGAGAUUAACUAGAGGUUCAGAAGGAGGUAUAGAGUUUCGGAAUGAAGUUUCACUUUUGACAAGACUCCAGCAUAAGAAUCUGGUUAAGCUUCUUGGUUUCUGUAAUGAAGGAGAUGAAGAGAUUCUUGUCUAUGAGUUUGUUCCCAACUCAAGUCUUGACCGCUUUAUCUUCGAUGAAGAGAAGCGUUCACUUCUUACAUGGGAAGUGAGGUUUAAAAUCAUAGAAGGCAUUGCUCGAGGUCUUGUUUACCUCCAUGAAGAUUCUCAGCUGAAGAUUAUUCACCGAGACUUGAAGGCAAGCAACAUCCUUCUAGAUGCAGAGAUGAACCCAAAAGUUGCAGAUUUUGGCACAGCGAGGCUGUUUGACACCGAUGAGACUGGAGCGGAAACAAAACGAAUAGCUGGAACUCGUGGAUAUAUGGCUCCUGAAUACCUGAAUUAUGGGCAAAUCUCAGCUAAGUCUGAUGUAUAUAGCUUCGGUGUUGUGCUUCUAGAGAUGAUAAGUGGUCAAAGAAAUAAUAGCUUUGAAGGAGAAGGAAUUGCAGCCUUUGCACGGAAGAGAUGGGCUGAAGGAAGGCCUGAGGUUAUAAUUGAUCCUUUAUUGGGAGAGAAGCCGAGUAACGAGAUCAUUAAGUUGAUUCAGACUGGUCUGUUGUGUGUUCAACAGAGUGCAACAAAGAGACCAACCAUGAGCGCUGUAAUAGUUUGGCUUGGUAGUGAGUCGACUAUCACCAUUCAUUCAACUAAGGCUCCUGCUUCCACAAGUAGUCAUUCCCAAUCUGAAGAUGGUACAAUGUCAAUGAGCAAUGUCUUCACAGAGUUGAGUUGUCGUUAAGUUAUAAAUUUGUUAAUAUAUGUUGUUUCAAGGUAGUACCAAAUGUACUAACUGUAUCGAAUUCAGAAACAGAAUAGUAAAAAGUAUGAGUAUGUACAAUCCUAAGUUCAAGAAGCCUCUACAUAGAAUAUAUGCAACUACCAUUUAUACA
Messenger RNA from Raphanus sativus (radish), 2200 nucleotides. RefSeq names its product putative cysteine-rich receptor-like protein kinase 39. Lineage: Eukaryota; Viridiplantae; Streptophyta; Magnoliopsida; Brassicales; Brassicaceae. Gene Ontology annotation, molecular function: protein kinase activity; ATP binding. Gene Ontology annotation, biological process: protein phosphorylation. The record is from RefSeq and is a predicted model, not a curated record.